UAAAUAAUGGAGAUCGGAAAUAGUAUUGAUGAAGCAGCUGCAAAAAGAAAAUGGGAAAGAAUCUGCAUCACCAUCAACAUCAAAGCAAGAGCAACAGUUGCAGAAAACUUGCGUUCAUAGUGUUUCUUGCCUGUCUUUUGGGACUGGCUUGCAUUCUGAAUCUCUUCUGGGCAUCUUCUUCUUACUUUUCCUCUUCAUAUCUCAGCUUUGCAUCCAAUUGGGUGUCUCAAAAACCUCGUAUCUUUGUUGCUCAACAACAACAAGACAAGAUAGGAAACAGGAAGGGGCAUGGUUCCGAGAGAUUAUUAUCAGCUACAUUUGCGGACUUACCAGCACCGGAUUUGCCAUGGGAACAAAUGCCAUCAGCACCGGUGGCACGUCUCGAUGGAUCGGCAAUACAAAUUAAGAAUCUUUUCUAUGUUCUUUCAGGCUAUGGCACCCUUGAUUAUGUGCACUCUCAUGUCGAUGUGUUUAACUUCACUGAUAAUACAUGGUGUGUGAGGUUCGAUUCGCCGAAAGACAUGGCCAAUUCACAUCUAGGAGUGGCAACUGAUGGGAGAUACAUAUAUGUGGUCUCAGGUCAAUAUGGUCCCCAAUGUCGCAGCCCAACUGCUCGUACUUAUGUUCUCGAUACUCAGACGAAAGAAUGGCGCAGUAUGCCUCCUUUACCGGCCCCCAGGUAUGCUCCAGCAACUCAGUUAUGGAGAGGCAGACUCCAUGUGAUGGGGGGCAGCAAAGAAAACCGCCACACGCCGGGAUUGGAGCAUUGGAGUAUAGCAGUAAAAGAUGGCAAGGCAUUGGAGAAAGAGUGGCGGACCGAUAUCCCGAUUCCUCGUGGAGGACCGCAUAGGGCUUGCAUUGUGGUAAAUGACCGAUUGUUCGUAAUCGGCGGUCAAGAGGGAGAUUUUAUGGCAAAACCUGGUUCACCUAUCUUCAAAUGUUCUCGCAGGCAUGAGGUUGUGUAUGAUGAUGUGUACAUGCUAGAUGCCGAAAUGAAGAAAUGGGAAGUGUUACCUCCAUUGCCGAAACCGAACUCUCAUAUCGAAUGUUCUUGGGUAGUCAUCAACAAUUCGAUCAUAAUUGCAGGUGGUACAACAGAGAAACAUCCAGUGACCAAAAGGAUGAUCCUGGUUGGGGAGGUUUUCCAGUUCCACUUAGAUUCAAUGACUUGGUCGGUGAUCGGAAAGCUUCCUUACCGUGUCAAGACAACCCUUGCUGGUUUCUGGGAUGGAUAUUUGUAUUUUACGUCCGGACAACGAGACAGAGGACCGGAGAAUCCGCAGCCGAAGAAGGUCAUCGGAGAGAUGUGGAGAACCAAAUUGAAUAUAUGAAUCUUAACCAUGUUUUUACAUUAUUAUUAUUAUUAUUAUUAUAGCACUUCUCCUUUCAUGGAAUACAAAACUUACAUACACUCUUGUAGCUCCCACAGCUUUGGUUUAUGGUGGCAGUAAUGCAAAU
Molecule: messenger RNA, 1458 nt
Organism: Hibiscus syriacus
Lineage: Eukaryota; Viridiplantae; Streptophyta; Magnoliopsida; Malvales; Malvaceae
Product: kelch repeat-containing protein At3g27220-like
Exons: 7
Coding region: 51-1331 (426 amino acids)
Molecular function (GO): protein binding
Source: RefSeq, a predicted model, not a curated record